CAACGCGUCAAACGAAACGGGAAACGGCAAACGGAAAACGUUAACAAUACCAAAUAAAAAAAAAAUUGUCAACCAUCGUCUGACGUCUGUGCGUGUGUGUGUGUGCGAGUGCGAGUGCACGUGUAUGUGUGUGUGUGUGUUUGUUACCAAUGUUGCUGUGAUUAUCUAAUCGUCGUAAACACAACAAAUUACAUACAUACAUAAUUAAAAAACCAACGCCAAAAAUAAUAGCAAUCUUUGCAGUUUACAAAGAAAAGCGAACAACUUUCCAAAAAAAUAAAUAAAUAAAUAAACAAAAGAAAAAAAAACGUAAAUAAAUAAAUAAUAUAAGAAAUACAAAAAAAAAAACAGCAACAAAUAAAAAGACAGUUAAUCCCAAUAUUAUAAAACAAAAUAAAUUAGCAACUGCAACAAGAAGAACAACAACAACACCUCUACAAGAUGGAUGUCCUGAUGCACGAUGCGUUACAUUGGUAUCGAGACCUAAUGGACAAUAAAAGCGAUCCGCGUGUAAACAACAUGUUUCUGCUUUCCUCGCCGCUGCCGACGCUUGGCUUGUGCCUCUUUUAUGCGUAUUUCAGUAAAUCCCUUGGACCACGACUUAUGGCUAAUCGAAAGCCAAUGGAUCUGCGCAAGGUGCUAGUCUAUUAUAAUGCAAUACAGACCAUCUUCAGUGCGUGGAUUUUUUAUGAGUACUUAAUGAGUGGCUGGUGGGGUCACUAUAGCUUCAAAUGUCAACCCGUCGACUUUAGCAACAGUCCAAUGGCCAUGCGUAUGGUUAAUAUCUGUUGGUGGUACUACAUAUCCAAAUUCACCGAAUUCUUUGACACGCUCUUCUUCAUUCUGCGCAAGAAGACCGAGCACGUCUCGACAUUGCAUGUCAUUCACCACGGUUGCAUGCCAUUCUCGGUCUGGAUGGGUCUCAAAUUUGCACCAGGCGGACACAGCACAUUCUUUGCCCUGCUCAACUCGUUUGUACAUAUUGUAAUGUAUUUCUAUUAUAUGAUUGCUGCCAUGGGACCAAAGUAUCAAAAGUUCAUUUGGUGGAAGAAAUAUUUGACCACCUUCCAAAUGGUGCAAUUUGUGGCCAUAUUCACGCAUCAGUUUCAGCUGCUAUUCCGCGAAUGCGAUUAUCCACAGGGCUUUAUGGUGUGGAUUGGACUGCAUGGCGUUAUGUUCCUAUUUCUGUUCUCCGAUUUCUACAAAGCCAAAUAUCUGAAUGCGAAGCGUCGCCGUCGUGAGGCGCUCAAAACCAAUGGACAUGCGAAUGGUGUUCAUACGACGAAUGGCAAAAUCAAGAUGCAGUCGGCAUUGGACGGCGGCGAUGCGUUGCCCGCGAAUGGCAGCAACAAGGGAGCAUGCAUGCCCGUUUUGGAGGACGAAUAUGUGACGAGUAACGGGCAUGGGAAAGGGAAUGGAAAUGGAAAUGUCUAUGGGGAUGGCUACUUCAAGGAGGGCGUAUUAUCGAGCAACGAUGCCAUCUUGAACCCGGACAGCAGUAGUUCUAGUCUGCAUCAGCGCAAAGUCAAAUAACUACUACUAAGGACAACAACUACGAUGAUAUUCAUUAUGUUUAGUUUAAGUGUUUAGCAUGUAACCGAAUCGUAUGAACAUUGAGAGCAUAGAAAACAGAACAGAAUAGAGUAGGGAAGAAACGAAAACAGAAACAGAAACUAACGCGAAAAGAAAGGCAGCACAAUAAUAAGUAAUAUAAUUUAUAAUAUAGUUAUAUAUAUACACGUAUAUAUACAAUAUAUAAAGGCAUGCCAGUUAGAGAGACAGCGAUCAAACAGAACCAGGUAACCAUAAAGCCCUCCACCACUAACAACAACAGCAUUAACAACAACACCACCAACAACAACAACAACAUUAACAACAACACCACAAAGACCAUCAGCCCAUAAAUUAAUUCAAAUCUAGAUUAAGCACAUAUUGAAACUAAAACUAUAGAAAAAGAGCUAAAAAAAAAAAGCAGCAGCAUAUACAUUUUUUAUAUAAAUAUAUAUAAUCUCGAUAUCGCAUAAUUCUUAAACCCACAAUCACAACAAUUUCAUAAACAUAAACAUAAUUUUUGUAAUAAUAUUUUGUAGGCUCAAAAUAAGCAUUUUUCUCAACUGUGGCGUCUUUUUUUAAUGUAUGGGGCAUAUUACCUAUACACACACACACACACCCUGUAAAACCUACACACACACACACACACUUGCACAUUUACUAGAUGUAAUCUUUUAUAUGGCAAUUUUUGGAUAAACUAACGGAUACGUGUCAACCUAACGAUAAAUCUUAAAUGAUAACAUAAACAAAACAAAGAACAAAACAUGCUCUUAAGCCUGCUUUAAACUUAAACGUUAUACUAUUUGUAGCUUGUUUUUGUAUAUUGAGAGAGAGACAGAAGAGAAGAAAGAAGAAAAGAGUGCAAAGAGAUGAGAAAUAAUUGUAUGUUUGUUGCAAUAUUUUGUAAAAGUCUAAUAGUAAAAAAUACUUAUACUUAUACAUAUAUAACUAUGUCUAGUGCGAUGUUGUAGUUAGCUAGCCAAUCAAACAAACUAAACAAACACACUAAACAACACAACAACUAUAUGAACAACACCAAUAUUAGACUCUUAAGGAGCAGACAAUCAAUCCUCAUUAACUGAGAAGGAGAGAGAGGGAGGAAGAGAAAGGGAGCAAACACUAUGCAACAAACAAAUAUUUAUCAUAAUACCAAAUUUUGUUCACAUUUUUCAUUUCGAUUUCACGGUGUGGCUUUUGUGCGUAGUUUUCUUUAUUUUAUUUUUUUUUUAUUGUGAUUUUUGUUAUUCUAUAAUACUUUUAUACUUUUUGGGUUUGAAAAUGUUAAAUAAUUUUAUCAACAAUGAGAAAAACAAGAGGUUUUAAAGAGUUUAUUGUACUACUGUCUGUUAAUCUGUGCAUUGGUUUCUUUGUUAAGUUGUGGUUUAAGCUGACAAGUUCAAAACAAACAUGAGUAAAAAAAA
This is a messenger RNA of Drosophila innubila, 2972 nucleotides long. Its product is annotated as elongation of very long chain fatty acids protein AAEL008004. The record is from RefSeq and is a predicted model, not a curated record. Gene Ontology annotation, cellular component: endoplasmic reticulum membrane. Lineage: Eukaryota; Metazoa; Arthropoda; Insecta; Diptera; Drosophilidae. The coding region runs from base 442 to 1533 and encodes 363 amino acids. Gene Ontology annotation, biological process: fatty acid elongation, saturated fatty acid; fatty acid elongation, monounsaturated fatty acid; very long-chain fatty acid biosynthetic process. Gene Ontology annotation, molecular function: fatty acid elongase activity. The transcript is spliced from 8 exons.